GUCAGUCGUCGUUCAGCCUUCGGUGAGGGCGUACGCUUUUCCUCCGUUCGCCCACUCACUCGCUCGCUCGCUCACUGGUGCCACAACUUCUGGAUUUUCUCGGUGUCUUUCCACCAGAUGGAAUUUAACUGGACUCCAGCUAUGGCUUGUGACUAACAUGUUGGUUCAAAGUGCUGAACGUAAGAAAAGCCCGUUCGAGUGAUCUUUUGUGAUUGAGGCGGAAUCUCCAAGUUGUGACAUUGUUUUUUUGAAGGGCAAAUAUGCUGCGGGAAUGAAUGGCUGUAGAGGCGAAUACCAAGUGACAACUCACAAGAGGAACAGAUCGAUUUCUCCUUUACGGAAAAUCGCGAGGAGCUGUCUACAGGGAGAUCACCUCGAAUGCUACAGCCAUCGGGGGUGGUAGACGACUUCGCUUUCACUAAAGACUCGAGUGUCAUUAUGUCAACAGACUGUGAAACAGUUCCCUCACAGUCCCACGCUACGAAGUCCAUGGUAUCUGAUCCACCGAUAAAUAAUUCACCAAUGCCAACAGAACAUCACUCUACCUCAGGAAUCAGUUAUGAAGGAAGAGUUUCUGUUAUUCCACCACUUGCUGGAUACGAAGCUACAAUGCGUGCUGCCAUGGAACUAGAUCGCAACCAUUCUCAGAACCCGCAGAUGACAAUGGACGCCGCUAGGGUUCACAAUGAGCAGCACUUCAGUCCCUUGCAGAUGCAAGAGUUUCGCAGAAUGUAUGAACAUCGAGUGAGGAUGCAUGAGGCAAGUCAGGUUUUUGCCCACAGAGAAGAAUUUAGACAACCUUAUGCUCAACCUCAUGAACCUUACACCUCUCAAGAUGUUCUUAAAAAUACUUCUCCUCUUCCAGAAAAUAUGCCAAAUAGUCAAGCUGAAAACUGUAAAUCCCCCAAAACCAAUGAAAAUUUAAUAUCUAAAGAUCCAGAGAACAACUACUCAAAUCCAUCAUCAAAUGUCUCAAUAAAAGAAGAGCCUAUUCAUCCAGAGGAACGGCAACCACUUUCCCCAGGAAACAAUGAAUGUGGACAAGAAAAUCAUUCGCAGUAUGACACAGAAUCAGUACUUCGCUAUGCUCAUUCUGAGAACCCAGGUGAACCCACUAGAUCACCGAUUGACAAGGCAGGAGAAUCACCUGAUUUACCAACAGACUCUGCACGAAUUCAACCAAACUCAGAAACAGAGCAACCAGACUCCUUCCACAAAUAUGACUCUUCUAAGCACAAUGACAAUAUUGAGCAAAUGUCUCCUUAUGAAGGGAGCUAUCAUGGCAGUGAUGAUCAUAUGCCAUCUAGUGUUGAACCUGAUAUCUGUGAUCCCACUGACUCAUCAUCUGUACCUCCAGAUAACGAAAUGGACCCUCUAUCUCAGCUACAACAUGCCCUGGAAUUAUCAAAUGUAAUGUCUGGAAAGGAUGAUGACGGCAAUGACAAGCCUCAGGUUUACCAGUGUCAUGUAUGUUCAUAUUCUGGUACAUCAAGAUUUCACUUUAAUGCUCAUCUGAACACUCAUUAUGACCACAAAUGUGCAAAAUGUGAAUUUGUUGCUCAUACAGAGCCAAAGCUGAGAGAGCACAUGCAAGAUGAACAUGGCCUAAGUCCUGAUUCUACUGAAGACCUAGAGGCUAUUCGAGUACCAAGAGUUAAUGCACAAGGAAAAGUGAAAACUUUCAAAUGUAAACAAUGUGAUUAUGUGGCCAUAACAAAAGGCGACUUUUGGGAGCAUGCACGUUCACACAUUAAAAGUGAAAAACUUUUAACCUGCCCAAAGUGCCCUUUUGUAACAGAGUAUAAACAUCAUUUGGAAUAUCACUUGAGGAAUCACUAUGGCUCUAAACCAUUCAAGUGUAAUAAGUGUAACUAUUCUUGUGUUAAUAAAUCAAUGUUGAAUUCACAUAUGAAAUCCCAUAGUAAUAUUUACCAAUAUCGUUGUUCUGACUGCAACUAUGCUACAAAAUACUGUCAUUCUCUCAAACUUCACCUGCGGAAAUACGGUCACAACCCUGCUAUGGUUUUAAAUCCAGAUGGUUCUCCAAAUCCCAUUCCUAUCAUUGAUGUUUAUGGUACAAGAAGAGGGCCCAAACUUAAAAAGGAUGAACAUGGAAUGCCUAUUUUACCACCACACUACCAAAUUCAAGCAGAACUCUUAAAAGCACAGAUGCAUAUGACAGGCUCAUUACCUGUAGCUGCUACCUCACCCCAAGAUGUUCCCAAGUCUCUCUCUCAACAAAACAUACCAGCUGUUUCUAACACACCUACAACACCGAAUGGCACACCUCACUCUCCAUUCCAUUAUCCAUACCCAAGUAUGGUUGGUAAUAUACAAAGUUCUUCUCCUAUACUUUCACGAGCUCUUGAAAAGUCUCCAGAGGAAACUAGAAAUUUUGAAGGACGAGAGCAGCUAAGGGAACUCUUAAUUGAAAGAGAGCGCCUAGCACGCAGCAAACUUCCUUUGCCAGCAAAUGGACUGCUAAAAUGUUCAUUUUGUGAGUUUUCUACUGACCACAGGGAAGUACUUUCUCAACACAUGAUGCUUCAUGCAUCCUCUGAACCAAGAGAUGGAGUUGAAAAUGAGGAUAUCCACCGCAAGUCCCCUCAAAAUAUCAAGAGUUCCGGAACUCCAGAUGCCCACCCACGGCCUCCUUCACAGACACCUAUUUUUCCCCAUCAACUCCCACACAAUGUCAGCAGUGAUGUUCCAUAUUCACCCCUAGCUGCAGCACACAACUUGAAAGAAUAUUUAGCAAGAGCUAUGAAUCCUUUUCUUUCCUACCAACAGAUGAUGGGUAACACAAUUCACCCUGCUUUUGGCUUGCAGCAACUCAACAAUCUCACACAAUCAGCAUUUCACCCUCCUUUCCCAAAAGUUGAAGGAGAGCCUUCACAAAUUUCUCCUCAGCCUUCCAUUCACCAAACUCGUUCCCCAGAAAAUGAAGGAGUUUUAGAUCUAAGCAAGGAGCAAACUCCACCACAGCAAAUUGCAGAGACUAGUAAGGAGCCACCUCCCCCUCGAACAAAAGCCGAGACUCGAGUAGCUUUCUCUCCACACCAUUCAUCCCCACAGUCUCUGUCACCAGCCCGCUCGGAAACCUCAACACCACCAUCGAAAAAUCGUCGAAAAGGUCGUGCUUUCAAGCUGGAACGCAUAGCCAUGAGGCUUAGUGAAAGUGCUGAGGGAGAAAGCAGUGGUCAUGAUGAUGAUGGUCGUCGUGAUGAUGAAGACAGGCAAAUGACACCCGAAAAUCGUAUGCCUCCUCUGAUGCCUCUUGACCAAUUUGAGUCACAAGAGGAAGGCUCAGAGGAAUGGCAAAGUGCAUAUAACUGUAAUUUCUGUGAUAUGGCAUUCAAGGACGUUGUGAUGUACACAAUGCAUAUGGGAUAUCACGGUUAUCAGAACCCAUUCACAUGCAACAUGUGUGGUCACCAGGCUGCUGACAAAGUGGCCUUCUUUCUUCAUAUCGCUCGUUCCUCACAUUCUUGAGUCAUCGUGAAAUGAACUGCCAUUCUGUUACUAGAAAAUGCGUGAGCUAGUGAUCUCAUUGGGAAUGUUGUGAUCUCGAUGGCUGGUGCUGAGCUGGAGCCCAGAGGAAUGGGGGACAUGUGAAAGCAGUUGUACAGUUUGUAAAGGCUACUAUCUAAUGCCUGUCCCUCUCCAUAUUUACAGCUCUGUUUUGGGUGCUUAAAAAAUGGUCAUGGCCACAGAAAUGGCAUUAACCAUAAGCUCUAGUCAGCUUCUUAAUUUUGUACAUAGAAAGAGUAUAUUCAGUGAAUUAAAUUUCCUUGAUAACUAUUAAUAAUGACAAGUUUUCAUGGUAUUUUAGUUUUUUAACAUAAAUUAUUGAUUUUAUAAUCAAGCCACCGAUAAACUUUACAUUACAAACUUUAUAUUUAUUUAAACUUAUGUACUAAAAAAAUCUCAGUAUUAGUUUGGAUAUAUGCGGGUAUUAGUUUGUAGUGACCUAAGUUACAAUACUCGACAACUUUUAUUGUUAUUUUACUAUUUAGUUACCUUCUGCUUUGUUGAGAAGGAAAACUAAAAUGGUUCUAGACUUAUUUGAGAACAAAGGUCAGCUACAAUGGAUUAUCUACUUACAGAUAGUCAUGUAAAUUGUUUAGUACACAUAAUUAUUGCAAUCUUCAGAUUUCAAAAGAAUUUUGUGGCAUAUUUACAUUGACAAAUGUGCCAAGCAUACCAGUUGAAGAUGGUAAUGUCAUCAUAAGAAUAUAAAUAAUGAACAAAAUGCAGAGACGUUCCUUCAUUGUAACUCUGUACUCAGGGAUAAGGUGAGUGAGAUGAAGAGUUCACUGUAUUUGAUACAUGUGAUGGCUCAGUGUAAGAAAAUCUGACGAAAUGAAUGAAAUUUUUAUGAUUUUCUGUUCCAACGACAUAUUGGAAAAUUUUAAAGAGUAUAUGUCUUUUAACACUGCACAAUACGAAUGUUAGCAGUCUAUUUUCCUCAGCAGCAGCCAUUACAUAUACUAUAUGUAAAACAAACAACUGUCUCCAGACAGGAGUCCCUAUACUUUUCGGUGCCCUAUAGCACGCCAGUACUACUUUUUUCCCUUUUGGUACUAGUAGAUGAUGUAUGUAUGUUAGUAUUAUAUAUGUAAAGUUCAUUUUAUGUGGGAAUCCUGCUGCUGCAACGUUAGACAUCACAGCCUCAUAUCAUACAGUUUAGAAUCUUAAGUGUUGUAGAAUAGCUUUGUCAAAUAGGGUAUCUUGCCAUGUUCCUACACAUCAGACGAACCAGGAGAUGAUGCAACUCCUUUUAGUACUGUCAUUGAAGAGGCUGUGGCUGUGUGUGUUUUGUCUGUGGUCCUGUAGGGAGUUUGCCUUGUGUUCAGGUACAAUGUCCAUAUCAAAUAAAAAUAUCACUGUUCAA
Molecule: messenger RNA, 4894 nt
Organism: Macrobrachium nipponense
Lineage: Eukaryota; Metazoa; Arthropoda; Malacostraca; Decapoda; Palaemonidae
Product: protein hunchback-like
Exons: 2
Coding region: 379-3492 (1037 amino acids)
Biological process (GO): regulation of transcription by RNA polymerase II
Molecular function (GO): DNA-binding transcription factor activity, RNA polymerase II-specific; RNA polymerase II transcription regulatory region sequence-specific DNA binding
Source: RefSeq, a predicted model, not a curated record